This is a messenger RNA of Marmota monax (woodchuck), 2871 nucleotides long. It is a transcript of the gene Pabpc1l2b, whose product is annotated as poly(A) binding protein cytoplasmic 1 like 2B. The record is from RefSeq and is a predicted model, not a curated record. The coding region runs from base 564 to 1268 and encodes 234 amino acids. Gene Ontology annotation, cellular component: ribonucleoprotein complex. Gene Ontology annotation, molecular function: RNA binding. The transcript has a single exon. NCBI's taxonomy places the organism in Eukaryota, Metazoa, Chordata, Mammalia, Rodentia, Sciuridae.
GUUAGCCCACGACCGAGCGGCGGCGGCAACAGCAGCAGGCUGCAGGCUGCGGCGACUCGCAUCGGCGCGCUCCUGGCGGCGCUCGCCAUCCCAGGUGAUUUGGACUCGCCAGAUCGGCUAGCUCUGGGGCCCCCUUCCUCAGCUCCCGAUCGCAACCCCUGUCCCGGGUUCCAGCACCCACCGGGCCUCCUGCCCUCCCCCUCCUCUCCACCCACUCAGUUCUCUGGAAGGGAGGUCGCGGCAGCGGCCCAGUGUCAGUGGUGAUCCUGGCGACAGCGGCGACAGUGGCAGCAGCGGUGGCGGCGGCGGUGGCGGCUGCGGCUGCCGCAGCGGCAGAGGCUGCGGCGGCGACCGUGGCCGAGGCGGUGGCGGAGGCCUCUGUAGCGGAGGCGGAAGCAGAGGUGGAGGCCGAGGUGGAGGCCGAGGCCUCCGGAAAGGAGGCAGAGGCAGAGGCCAACCUGGGGCAGGAGGGGGAGGCCGCCCGGGCGUCAGCUUUGGUGGCUGCGGCGGAGGCCAGCACUGCCGCUGCCGCCUCCGCAGCAGUGGAGGCUGCGGCGCCCCGCAUGGGGGAGCUGGAUGUGGAUGAGGAGCUAGCGGCGGCGUUGGCCGCCGAGGAUGCAGGUGCGGAAUUGGGCGGGGGCUCGGAAGGGAACCCCGAUUUUCCCAUGGCCUCUCUGUACGUGGGCGACCUGCACCCCGAGGUGACCGAGGCAAUGCUGUAUGAGAAGUUCAGCCCAGCGGGGCCGAUCCUGUCCAUCCGCAUUUGCAGGGAUAAGAUCACCCGCCGCUCUUUGGGCUACGCAUAUGUCAACUACCAGCAACCAGUGGAUGCCAAGCGAGCCCUAGAGACCCUGAACUUUGAUGUCAUAAAGGGCAGGCCAGUGCGCAUCAUGUGGUCCCAGAGGGACCCCUCGCUCCGCAAGAGCGGGGUGGGCAACGUCUUCAUCAAGAACCUGGGCAAGACCAUCGACAACAAGGCGCUGUACAACAUCUUCUCGGCGUUUGGCAACAUCCUCUCCUGCAAAGUGGCCUGUGAUGAAAAGGGGCCCAAGGGCUAUGGGUUCGUGCACUUCCAGAAGCAGGAGUCGGCGGAGCGGGCCAUAGAUGCGAUGAAUGGCAUGUUCCUAAACUACCGCAAAAUUUUCGUCGGGAGAUUCAAGUCGCAUAAAGAGAGAGAGGCUGAAAGGGGAGCCUGGGCAAGGCAGUCCACCAGUGGUGACGUCAAGGAUUUCCAGGAUGACACCGAUGAGGAGGCCACCUUGCGAUGAGCAAAGCCAAAUCUUGGCUCCCACCCGGUUUACAACCCCCCCCCCCCCAACCCACCAGCAGUGUAUUGUAUUGGGAGUGCAGGUCUCUCUCUCUUCCCCCCACCUCCCUCUCCCUCUCCCGGCCCCCUCCCAGAGUCUUUCCUCUCUCCCCCCUUUCCCCACUUCCUAGCUUCUGCCUCCUCUCCUUCUGUCCUCCCCUGCCCCGCCCCCCACCCUACCUAGGGCGUCCUGAGCAACCCUACUAAUCUGUGCCAUUUGAUAAGUUAAAGGCUGCCUCUUCUCCCUGUGGUUUGGUUCAUGAGCGCAUUUUCUGUCUCUCUUUGUUUACUGCACAGGUGAUAGAAUUUCAUGGUACAACUAUCAGAAAGGAGAAGGAAAUCAUAUGAGAGAAAAGCAAGAGAGUAGUUGCUCCCUUUGAUCCCACUUCCCAGAGAGAACCACUUUUACCUUUUUGGUGUGCUGUUUUUCCAGGCUCUCUUAUCUCCCUCCCUCUUGCCCUCACCCCACCUCCCCUCUUUACAUACUGUUGUAGAAUGGUUCAUCUAUGUGGUGUUUCUUAACCUGCUUUUUCAGCAACUAAAACCAAACAAAAAUCAACCCAUUGAACUUCUUUCCAUGCGAUUCAACAGGCUUAUGAAACGUCAUCAUCAGUGCCUGCAGAGUGCUCCUGUGUAUCCAUGGACCUUAACAUUUCUGUAAUCAUUCCCGCAUUGUUGGACAUUCAGGUGGUGCCUAGUUCUUUCCCUGUGUUUAAAACCAACUCUGCGUGCUCUGAUGAGUGAAUCCUUCCUUGUCAAGCCAAAUCUUUGCUAGCAUCCUGGAUGGUCUCCCUAACUGUGGACUUGCAGGAUCCACAUAUAGACGUUUCAGAGACUUUUCCUGUGUGUUACCAAAAGGCCCCCUUCAUAAGCAUCGUGCUGAUUUGCACUUGUGCCAGCCAGCGCAGCUAGUAAAAAGAGUAUGCCCAUUUUCCCUGCAUAGUCUUCUUGUUGCUGUAAUUGGGGUGUGUGUGUGGGGGGGGGUGUGUGCGUGCGUGUGUGUGUGUGUGUGUGUGUGUACCUUGUUCAGCUCAGAUGGGCUGCAAAUGCUAUUUCGCUGUCCUUGGUUGUUUUGCUGGAAUAGAAUACUGUUAAUCACCCUUUCCCCCUGUGUCCACUUUAUGUCCCCUUCCCUGUUGUCCAAAAAAAAUUCAGCUUCACUGCAGGAAAAAAAAAAUCACAACGCAGACAAAUCAACAGAAGAAAAUUAAUGUUGUCAGUAAUCAAUCCUAAUGACUACCCAUGCGUUCCUAAACAUGCUUAUGUGUACCUACCCAGUUUUUUUUCGUGUGAUAUAUAUAUAUGUGAAUUUAGUGUAUAUACUGUUUCAAUAUCUGCUUUUUCACACAUGAAAAUAUAAUAUAGAUUAUAGACAUAGAUGUAUAGAUAUUCUUGAACUUCCUUUCAUGUCAUUAAAUAUUCUUCUACACUACUUUCUAUGGGAGUCUAUUAUUCUGGUGUAUGAAUGGGCUAAAUACAAUGAUAGAUCAAUGUAUGUACACAUCUGUGUUAUUUUAUAUAUAGUUAUGUCUACUUUUUUUUUACAUAUUUUGUCUUUGUUGAAC